UAUUGGAAAAGAUUUAAUUAUAUUUAUAUUUUAUUUUUUCUGAUUAAUCGAGAGCCGAUCGACCGCACUGUGCAUUCUCGAAAGCCCAUAGCUCAAUGUAAUCGCUUUAUAAGCGGCCGUACGAGCAAUGUUAAUAGUAGAAUAACGACAAAUAUGGAAACACGUGUUUUGAUUGGUUUCUUGCUCAUCUGCACCACGACUGGGCUUCCAGUCAAAGAGAAAUCUUAUAAUAAUGAUAUCUUCACUCCAAUGGAUUACGCAUUACUUGAAAACACGACAGCGUAUAUGUACGACGAUAAUGAGAAUUUGGUGAAACUAACAUUGGAUGACGACAUGGAGAAUUUAUACGAAACUCAGAUGAAUAUCGCAAAUCGUGUCUUUUUCUUCCUAUACACGAAAAAAAAUCCUACCAUACCAAGAACACUUUAUGUCAAUGAUAAGGAUUCUCUAAAGUAUAGCAACUUUGAUCCUACCAAACCAACGCGUUUCAUAACUCACGGAUGGAUGAAUUCUCGGGGUAGUUUAGCGUGUUUUCUGAUUCGCGACGCUUAUUUGAAGAAUGAAGAUUCUAAUGUUAUCGUCGUUGAUUGGGGCAGCAUAAGCCGUAGGCCUUAUAUUUGGGCUAGCAACCGUGUUAUCAUGGUCGGUCAAUUCGUCUCCACUAUGAUUGAUUUCCUCGAGAAGCAAGGGAUAGAUUUGUCGAAAACCAUACUGAUCGGUCACUCUCUUGGUGCCCAUGUAGCUGGAUUAGCAGCUCGCAAUGCCCAGGGCGAAGUCGGCUUUGUUGUGGGAUUAGAUCCAGCUUUCCCCGGUUUUAGCUCAGCGGGUCCAGGAUCCAGGAUAUCGAGCGACGACGCGAAGUACGUGGAGAUCAUUCAUACGAAUGGCGGUUUCCUCGGCUUUUUGGCACCGAUUGGCGAUUCCGAUUUUUAUCCUAACGGAGGAGAAAAACAGGCUGGUUGUCUAUUGGAUCCCGGCGGCGCGUGCUCUCACGCUCGUUCGUUCAGAUUCUUUGCUGAGUCCAUCAGCAGCCCGUUAGGAUUUUACGGAAGAAGUUGCAAUGAUUUCAUUCGAUUUAAAAUGGGCCUAUGCGACGACCAACAUACAUCCCUCAUGGGCCAUCGCAAGUCGCAAUUGAAUGCGCGCGGUAACUAUUAUCUAUUGACUAAUACAAAAUCCCCAUACGCGAAGGGUCCGCUCUUGGCAUAAUUGUUCGUUGAGAAAGAGACAGAGAAACAAAGAUAGAGAUAUGAGGUGGAAAACUCAGUC
Molecule: messenger RNA, 1269 nt
Organism: Formica exsecta
Lineage: Eukaryota; Metazoa; Arthropoda; Insecta; Hymenoptera; Formicidae
Product: pancreatic lipase-related protein 2-like
Exons: 6
Biological process (GO): lipid metabolic process
Molecular function (GO): lipase activity
Source: RefSeq, a predicted model, not a curated record